GUGACCUCAUGGGCAUGAGCAGGCAAUAUCUCUGGAGUAAAACGCCUCUGAUUGGCCUCCCUCCUUCUCUGUGGGCUGACUUCUAGGUCAUAGCCUUUGGGGGAACGCACACUUGUUUUGUGCCUCGGUCCUCUUUGGGUCACAGAGGUAUCAUCCCAGGAAACAGACCUCCAGGAGAGAGAAGAUGCCCAGAUAUACGGUCCACGUCCGAGGGGAAUGGCUGGCUGUACCAUGUCAGGAUAGCAGCCUCACGGUGAUGUGGCUGGGCCGCGAGGCUGUCAGGAGGUACAUCAAGAACAAACCGGACAAUGGAGGGUUCGCCUCGGUGGAUGACGUGAAGUUCUACGUGCGGAGAUGCAAAGGGCUGGGUCUACUGGACCACGAUGACCUGUUAGAAGUUGCCUUGGAGGACAAUGAAUUUGUGGAAGUUGUGAUAGAAGGGGAUGUGAUGUCUCCAGAUUUCAUUCCAUCUCAGCCAGAAGGAGUUUAUCUAUACAGCAAAUACCGGGAACCUGACAAGUAUAUCGCCUUAGAUGGAGAUAGUCUGACCACUGAGGACCUGGUCAAUCUAGGAAAAGGACUCUACAAAAUCAAGCUUACUCCAGAGGCUGAGAAGAAAGUCCAAGACUCCAGAGAAGUCAUAGAAAGUAUCGUGAGGGAGAAAACUGUUGUUUAUGGAAUCACUACUGGAUUUGGAAAAUUUGCCCGGACCGUUAUCCCCAUCAGUAAGCUAAGGGAACUCCAGGUCAAUUUAGUGCGUUCCCAUUCCUCAGGUGUUGGGAAGCCACUGAUCCCAGAGAGAUGCCGGAUGCUCAUGGCUUUGAGGAUCAAUGUGUUAGCCAAAGGAUACAGUGGAAUUUCCCUGGAAACUCUCAAACAAGUGAUCGAAAUGUUUAACGCAUCCUGCCUGCCCUACAUUCCAGAGAAAGGAACUGUUGGAGCUAGCGGAGACCUGGCUCCACUUUCUCACCUUGCCCUUGGCCUUAUAGGAGAAGGGAAGAUGUGGUCUCCAAAGAGUGGCUGGGCUGAUGCCAAAUAUGUCCUGGAAGCCCACGGAUUGAAACCAGUCAUUCUGAAGCCAAAAGAGGGUCUGGCUCUCAUCAAUGGGACCCAAAUGAUCACAUCCCUGGGCUGUGAAGCAGUUGAAAGAGCAAGUGCCAUCGCAAGACAAGCUGAUAUUGUGGCUGCUUUGACACUGGAGGUGCUGAAGGGCACCACCAAAGCCUUUGAUACAGACAUCCAUGCUCUGCGUCCUCACCGGGGACAAAUCGAGGUUGCCUUCAGGUUUCGGUCCCUCUUGGAUUCUGACCACCACCCAUCAGAAAUAGCAGAAAGUCACAGAUUUUGUGAUCGAGUGCAGGAUGCCUACACAAUGCGCUGCUGUCCACAGGUCCAUGGUGUGGUGAAUGACACAAUAGCCUUUGUGAAGGACAUCAUCCUGACAGAAAUUAACAGUGCCACGGACAAUCCCAUGGUUUUUGCCAAUAGAGGAGAGACCAUUUCUGGGGGGAAUUUCCAUGGUGAAUACCCAGCAAAAGCUCUGGACUACUUGGCGAUAGCCGUCCAUGAACUGGCGUCCAUCAGUGAGCGGAGAAUUGAAAGACUGUGCAACCCAGCACUCAGUGAAUUGCCUGCAUUCCUGGUGGCUGAAGGGGGCCUGAAUUCGGGGUUCAUGAUUGCCCACUGCACAGCGGCGGCUCUGGUUUCAGAGAAUAAAGCCCUGUGCCAUCCCUCCUCUGUGGAUUCUCUCUCAACCAGUGCCGCUACAGAAGAUCACGUGUCCAUGGGAGGAUGGGCUGCGAGAAAAGCCCUCAGAGUUAUUGAACAUGUGGAGCAAGUGCUGGCCAUUGAGCUUCUCGCCGCCUGUCAGGGCAUUGAGUUUCUACGCCCCCUGAGAACAACCACUCCAUUGGAGAAGGUCUACGACCUUGUGCGCUCUGUUGUAAGGCCUUGGAUAAAAGAUCGUGUCAUGGCUCCAGAUAUUGAAGCAACUCACCGGCUGCUUGUUGAUCAAAAGGUUUGGGAAGUAGCUGUGCCUUACAUUGAAAAAUACAGAAUGGAGCAGAAUCAAGAACUCUUCCCUGAAUCCAGACCCAUCUCUCCCACAGCAUUUUCGCUGGGCUCACUACACAGCAGAGCAAAUGCCAAGCAUGAUCCCCUUGAAUCAGAAGAUCUGUAAGGGGUCCCUGGUUCUCAUAGUGGAUCAAGCAGAUUACAGAUUCAUUCUGUUCUCAUUCUCUCUCUGUCUCUGUCUCUGUCUCUGUCUCUGUCUCUGUCUCUGUCUCUGUCUCUGUCUCUGUCUCUGUCUCUCUGUCUCUCUCUGUCUCUCUGUCUGUCUGUCUGUCUGUCUGUCUGUCUGUCUGUCUGUCUGUCUCUCUCUGUCUGUCUGUCUGUCUGUCUGUCUGUCUGUCUGUCUGUCUCUCUCUCUCUCUCUCUCUCUCUCUCUCUCUCUCUCUCUCUCUCUCUCUCUCUCAUAACUUACUGCCAGGCUGACUAUGUGGUUCAGAGAAAAAUGGAAGUUAGGGAAAUUUUUAAUUAGAUUGAUUACUGUAGAUGGACAUUGUCCCUCAAGGAUUUUAGAUUUCAUUCCUUAUAAGAUACACCAUGUACUAAUGUAGAUCUCUUAGGUUCAUAGAUUUUAAAAUGGAAGGCACAUUAGAGGCCCUUGAGUCCAAACCUCUUAUUUCAUAGUUGAGGAAACUGAGGCAUGAAGAAGUUAAGAGACUUGCCCAGGGUCUCCCAACUAGUGUCUGAGGCAAAUUUUCCUGACUUCAAGUCCAGCAUUUUAGUCACUACACCACCUACCUGCCUAAAAAUCAUAAUUCCCCUACAACUUGAAAUAUGAUCCUAGAGACCAGACCAAAAAUUAAUCCUAGAAAAGAAUCAAUCUUGAGAAGGGAUUUUUUUUUCUUGUGCUGGAGAAAAAUUGGUAAAACUUGACUGGCCUUUUUACAUUGCUCAAGCUAUUAGGAUAUUUGGUAAUUUUUCAAAUUUUUCUGUUUUUUUUUCAAAUUUUUCAAAAUUUUCCCUUUGUAUCCUAUCAAUCUGAUGUGAAUUUCACAAAGAAAUUCUGGUCUCAUGAAAAAUAUUCAGUAGCUAAGUAUUAAUCUUGGGAGAGAGUUUACUACUUAAAACUUAAAUAACAACAAAAGUUAGAAAGCAAAUCUUUCUUCUAUUUGUAAUAUUAAAAUUAAUAUCCAAUAACUCCAAGUAUUAUAGUUUAUAAGAAUUCUUAGCAAAUAUAUAGUGUGUUCAAGUCCAAAAUAACUAAGUUUUAUCAAUCAAUUAACAUUUAAUAAGCACCAGCUAUAUUUCAGUCAGUGUUAGGCACUGUUGAUAGAUAAAUAAAAACAGUCCCUGCCCUCAAGAAGCUUACAUUCUACUGCAGGCAUACAAUAUAUGUAUCAAUAAAUGAGUAGAAGAAACACACAAAAUCAACAGCAUCAUCUUUCCCCCAAAAGGACAGAGAUGCCAACAGUGAAAUCAACUUAUGUGUAGAGUUUGGAAUUCUCAUUAUAGGUUUUCUGUUUACUAAUCAGCCACUGUAAUUGAGGUACCAUGGAAGACAGAAAUAAAAAAAUGGUAUAGACCCAAGAUGUGGAGGUGGAAAGAACUUCUGAGUAGGGCAUCCUUUUCUUACCACUCCCCCUUCUUAGUUCUCUCUUCUGUAUUGCCUUUGCCCAUUAGAAUGUAAGCUCCUUGAGGGCAGGGACUGUCCUCCUUUGUUUCUAUUUGUAUCCUUAAUGCCUAAGAGAGUGCCUAGUACAUAAUGAUUAAUGCUUAAUGACAUACUUAUUGACUUGACUUACAGAUGAAUAUGUUGAGGCUUGGGGAGUUUCCCAAGGUCACACAAGUACAAUCUGACUCUGGAAUUACUCCUCACUGCUUCUAGAAAUCUUUAAUAUGAGGGUGAAGGGGAAAAUAGGAAUGAGACUUAUACAUAAAGAGUACAUUGAAAGUUAGGAACAGAUUGCAUACCUAGGAGAAAUCAAACAGUGCAAGGAAUGAAGUAUCUCAUCUGACUCAGAAUAGGAAAGAUCACGGAGGAGGGAGAUCUGUCUCAACAUGUCAAUGGUCAGAGAUAACAGGGAUAGGGAGUCUAUUCUUGAAAUAAAGGACUGAUAAAAAUGUUACUUUAUGAGAAUAAAAAAAGCUAUUUAUGAAAACUCA
Monodelphis domestica (gray short-tailed opossum) is the source of this 4170-nucleotide messenger RNA. It is a transcript of the gene HAL, whose product is annotated as histidine ammonia-lyase. Gene Ontology annotation, cellular component: cytoplasm. The record is from RefSeq and is a predicted model, not a curated record. Lineage: Eukaryota; Metazoa; Chordata; Mammalia; Didelphimorphia; Didelphidae. Gene Ontology annotation, biological process: L-histidine catabolic process. Gene Ontology annotation, molecular function: histidine ammonia-lyase activity.